Triticum turgidum subsp. durum (durum wheat) is the source of this 366-nucleotide messenger RNA. The record is from the annotation of a GenBank genome assembly. Lineage: Eukaryota; Viridiplantae; Streptophyta; Magnoliopsida; Poales; Poaceae.
AUGGCCAUGAGCUCAUCUCCUCUUCGGGCGUUCCUGGCGGCCAUGCUCCUCAGCUUCCUCCUCGGAGCUGUGACGACAUUCAGCCGCACCACGCCGCCGAUGCUCUCCGCUUUUCAGAACCUGGCGGAGGACAAGUCGCGGCUGGGGUCGACGCCGCCGAGCUGCCACAACCGGUGCAACACGUGCAACCCCUGCAAGCCUGUGCAGGUGACCACGACGCUCCCGGCGGGGUCUGGCGGCCCGUCCACGGCGUCCCGCGGCUCCUCCUCCGCCGCCGCCGACGAGGCCGCGGCCAACGUGCAGUACUCCAACUACAAGCCGCUGGGGUGGAAGUGCCGCUGCGCCGGCCGCCUCUACAACCCCUAG